ACCUGUAUAUAUAUAAUCAGAUUAUUCCAUCCUAAUUUGCAUCAAAUUAUCCAGUUCUUGAUCAAUAAUUCAAAAGCAAUAUAUCCAACAUCAAUCCAAAAUGAGGAACUUCAAUCUAGGAGGACUUCUCCUUGUGCUGAUCUUUCUUGCAGCAUAUCCCUCCGAUGCCAGGCUCCAGUCGUGCAAGCCGAGUGGCACGAUAAAGGGCACGACUCCACCACCGGGGGAAUGCAAUCAGGAGAACGACUCCGACUGCUGCAAAGCAGGGGAGUCAUACACCACCUACAAGUGCUCUCCCCCCGUUUCUGGAAGCACGAAGGCUGUUCUGACCCUCAACAGCUUCCAGAAGGGUGGGGACGGAGGCGGCCCAACAGAGUGCGACAACAAGUACCACUCUGAUGACACGCCUGUUGUGGUGCUCACUGGAUGGUACACCGGAGGAUCAAGGUGCCUCAAGAACAUUGUCAUCAGUGGGAAUGGGCAGAGUGUGACUGCCAUGGUGGUUGAUGAGUGUGACUCGACAAUGGGAUGCGAUGAUGACCACGACUACCAGCCUCCGUGUCCUAACAACAUCGUUGACGCCUCAAAAGCCGUCUGGAAAGCAUUGGGAGUGGAUGAAGGUGACUGGGGAGAGUUGGAUAUCACUUGGUCUGAUGGCCGUCUUCAAUCCUGCAAUCCGAGUGGCAAAAUCAGAGGAAAGAAGCCACCUCCGGGGCAAUGCAACCAGGAAAACGACUCCGAUUGCUGUAAACAGGGGAAGCUCUACACCACUUACAAAUGCUCCCCCUCCGUUUCUGGCAGCACGAAGGCAGUUCUCACCAUAAACAGCUUCCAGAAGGGUGGAGACGGAGGCGGCCCAUCAGAAUGUGACAAUCAGUACCACUCUGACGACACACCAGUCGUCGCCCUAUCAACUGGUUGGUACAGCGGAGGGAGCAGAUGCCUCAACAACGUAACUAUAAGUGGCAAUGGCCGGAGUGUGACAGCAAUGGUGGUGGAUGAGUGUGAUUCCACCAUGGGAUGUGAUGAGGAUCACGAUUAUCAGCCACCGUGUCCUAACAACAUUGUCGACGCCUCAAAGGCUGUCUGGAAAGCCUUGGGGGUUCCCGAAGGCGACUGGGGGGAGCUGGAUAUCACUUGGUCUGAUGCUUAAUGUUUUAUAUGUUAAUCUCUUUUAACUGCUGUGAAACAUAUGUAAAAGUAUGGUGUAAUAAUAAAACUUAGCAAAUCUUGUCAUAAACAUACUGUCAAUCGCAGUUUUUUCACUUAUUUUCACA
Molecule: messenger RNA, 1277 nt
Organism: Salvia miltiorrhiza (redroot sage)
Lineage: Eukaryota; Viridiplantae; Streptophyta; Magnoliopsida; Lamiales; Lamiaceae
Exons: 2
Coding region: 101-1153 (350 amino acids)
Source: RefSeq, a predicted model, not a curated record